CCAAAACCUCCAUUGAAAUCGGUUGUGCUGUGCUGUGCGCUAGUGAAAAAUCGCCGAACUAACAUUAUUACCUUAAAAACAGCGGCCCAAACAAAACAAAAAUACGUAGCAUUGCCAAAACACAAGAAAAACAACAGAAAGAGCAACAAAAUGGACAGACAUACUGUCAAUUGAAAACAAACAAUACAAUGAAGUUUUAUUUUUGGAUCAGUUGGACUCUCGGCAAGUAAAGAGAUUCAGUGCAGCGCAAGCAAACUACAAGAAGGAACCCCUUUUCUCAACAAUUUCACAAUAAAUUAGAGAUAUAUACACGGAUUAUAUAUAUACUUGUUAAAUUUUUGGACUUUGAUCGACUUACUCACGUGAAAUGGCCAAGUUAAUCAUUUUUUGCUGCUUUUUGUGGAACCUCAAGGCAUUGGCUCUGCCAAUUAUUGAUCCAGAUAGCUACCCAGAGGAGAUGUGUCCCCCUUGUCUGAACGAUUUACCCAUUUGCGGCAAUGUUAUCGUCGAGGUGCAAAGGGGAAAUGGACUUCCCGGUAGCUGUUGUCCUCGCUACGAAUGCCGCGAUGAAGAACCCGUCUGCGAUGGCUCAAAAAUGAGAUUCUAUAAGAACAAGUGCACCGUAUGCGAUCCCUGCGAACCACUAGCAAUUCAAUGCAAAGAAAUGUGUGCACUGGAAGAAGAAAUACCCCUUUGUUUAACGGAUAACAAUGAGUACAAGGAACUUGGUGAUGUCUGGAAAGAAGAUAAUGGUUGCACAACUGCCACUUGUCAAGGUGGAUUAUCCCGUAUGGUAUCCCGUGAAACUGUUCAAUGCAAUCAUGAAUAUCCAUGCAGUAAUCCGAUUGCGAUCAAGGGAAUAUGCUGUUUAGUUUGCCCGGAGGAACUCGAUGAAGAUGGUUCCUAUUAUGGUCAUAUACCAUUUGAUGGGACAACCCAAGGUUCCGAAAUUAUCGGAGAUGAUAAUAGCGCUGAGGAAAUUACUAUUAAAUAUAUUAACUCUACGACGUCAACUGAAAUUCCUACUCCGAUUUCGGAUGAAGUCGAGUCCUCCACUUCGGUAAACAGCUCCACUUCACCAACUGAAAGUUCUACUCUCGCUUCGGAAGCAAGCGAAUCGUCCAGCGUAGUCAAUAACUCCACUACAUCCACUGAAAUGUUCACACCCACUCCGAUCACAAGUGAAUCAACCAGUACCGGUAUUACAAAUACAGAUUCCAGUUCUGAAUCCCUUGGAGUUAUGGUCUCUUCCGAAUCGCCGGAUCUCAAACACCCAGAAGAAGAAGAAACUUCUAGCUCCGAUAUUCCAACUGAGACUACCACAAAUCCAACUACAGCCGACGAUCUUGAAACUUCCAAAGGUUCGAGCAGUUCGAUUGAAACUUAUACUAAUGAUGGUAUUACCAAAAUCGAUUUAAGUGCUGACAAAACUACGGAUAAGAAAAUUGAUAUAUCCACAGAGACGGCUAAAAUUAAUUUCUCUGUGAUGACCGAUAGUCCCAUAACCAAUCAGCCCGGAGCUUUGGCGCCUGAAUCCACCAGUCAAGUUAAGGAUCCCAACGAUACAGAGGUCCUUCGUAUAAAAUCGCACCAUAACUAUGUUGCUGUGCCUCAGGAGCAAAUAAAACAUGAUUACACAUGGAUUUUCGGAGGCGCUAUAGUUGGAGUACUGGUGGCUUUAAUUAUAACUUACUGGAUAUAUAAGAGAUGUUACUCGACCAAGAAAUAUGAUAUCAUCCCAGGGAGAGAGUUGAGCUCUUAUGUGAAUGUGAGAUGUAAGGAUACAAAAGAAAACGAAGGACUAGUUGUGAUUCCAGCACAGACAAACUCAUAGGUUGCCAUCUCAGUUUAUCUUUUCAUAUUAAGACAUAUUGGUGGCAUGUCACAGAUGGAAACCAUUUUAAAAUGAAAUGAUAUUUUUCUCUGUGUGAUUUACAUCCUCCCGCAGACUGAUUUUUGAUCUUAAAAAUCUUUCAUCUAGCUUCGACUAGAGGAAAUUAUACCAAAAUAGUGGAAGAAGUCUGCAUGUUAAUACUACUUAGGCAAAAAAACUAACUUCGUCGUGAGUCAGGAGAGCAUUUUAAACUAAUUUCGCAGAAUUUAAGGACAAUCUACAGACAUUGAAAGCAGCCAAGCCGUUGGAUCAACCUCUUGCAUUAGCACACAACUCGAUCUUAAGACUAUGCUCAAAUCAAUAAGUAGCGAUCUAUUUAAGCACUAAGACACCAUACGUUAAUGUGAUAGUUUUAAAUAGCAAAAGCGAGAAAAUCUGUUAGGGAAUACAAAAGUAAUUGUAAUUGGAAAGUAUUAGUAGGAAACUCUUUAGUUUGAUUGUACAUUAUAAUUACCGUACAACCAGAAUUGUAGCAUUAGAGUUAUUAUAUAUAAAAAAAAACUCGCGCACUCAUUCAAUACUAAAUUAUUAUACGUACAUACCUAGUUGGUUCCCUAAAAACGCAUCAACUAUGUACAUUCAUUCCUUUAUAACCAUUUUAUUAUUAUAUUUACGACACAAAAAGCAUGAAAAAUAAAGAGAAAGAAGCCAAAGCUAAACGAAAAC
Molecule: messenger RNA, 2560 nt
Organism: Drosophila subpulchrella
Lineage: Eukaryota; Metazoa; Arthropoda; Insecta; Diptera; Drosophilidae
Gene: Rcd2
Product: serine-rich adhesin for platelets
Exons: 3
Coding region: 368-1834 (488 amino acids)
Source: RefSeq, a predicted model, not a curated record